ACUGUUGCCAGCGGCGCCUUCCUCCCUGCCAGCUCUGAUUACGCGCGCUGCGCACCCUUCGCAACGCGUGGAGGUCAGCUGCCGCUGGUGCUUGAUUUGUGCCUCUUGUUUUUCGGCAGCGACGGCUGCAGGCUUUGUUGCAGGAGACUUCAGUAAGCGAAGCGAGAGGCGAAGAGCUCUUCUAGAUGGUCACGGGCUCUGACGCUUAGAAGAAAGGGUCCGCCAUGAAGACUGCAAUACAAGCCCUCACGCUCUCGGCGGUCUUUCUGGCAACCUCCGUAUCCUCGGCGCCUUCUUCGAGACAAAGGAAUGUGAAAUGUGGAUACGAGAGCUGUCCACAGACCAGGCCGGGUAUGUUGAACGUCCACUUGCUAGCCCACACACACAUGGAUCUGGGAUGGCUAAAGACGGUUGACCAGUACUUCUAUGGAACCAAAAAUGAUUACGCCAACGUUGGCGUGCGUUAUAUCUUCGAGAGCGUGUUGGAGGAACUGGAGCAAGACCCGAGCAGGCGGUUCAUCUUCGUGGAGACAGGCUUCUUCAACCUCUGGUGGAAGAAGCUGAACGAGACCAAGAAGGAGCGAUUCAACGCGCUCGUGCAGUCCGGUCGCUUGGAGUUCAUCAGCGGUGGCUGGGUGAUGAACGACGAGGCCGGCGUCUACUACACUAACACAAUCGAUCAGAUGACCUACGGCUUGCGCAAGCUCAAGGACACUUUCGGCAAAUGCGGCGUGCCUAGGAUAGGAUGGCAGAUUGACCCGUUUGGUCACUCCAGGGAAUACGCCUCCCUCCUGGCGCAGAUGGGAAUGGAUGGAUACUUCUUCGGCCGGAUCGACUACCAAGAUUUCAGAGCACGCAAGAAGGACCACCGGCUGGAGUUUAUUUGGAGCGCCAGUGAUAACCUCGGAAAGGCAGCCAACAUUUUUACGGGUGUCCUCCCAAAUGUAUACAGUCCUCCGAAUGGAUUUUGCUUCGAUAUCUACUGUUCCGACGAUGCCCUAGUGGAUGACCCUGACAGUGAUGAGUACAACGUCCAAAGUAGGGUGAACGACUUCCUCAACUACACAAGGGAAACGGCAAGCUUCUACAAGGCAAACAAUAUCCCAGUUACUAUGGGCAAUGACUUCAACUACCAGAGUGCCGGUCAUUGGUUUACCAACUUGGACAAGCUGAUCCAUCACACUAACCUCAGGUCAGAAGACACGAAGGUGCACCUGCUUUACUCGACACCUUCGUGCUACCUGAAGGCUCUGCACGAGUCAGGCGUCGGCUGGCCCACCGAGACGCAAGACUUCUUUCCGUACGCCAGCGAUCCCCACGCCUACUGGACCGGAUACUUCACCAGCCGACCGGCCUUCAAGUUCCUCGAUCGAUACACUAACAACCAGCUACAGGCAGCCAAGCAACUGGGUGUUCUGGCUGGCCCCAGGGAAGUCACGGAGGCCUCUCUUGACGUAUUACGCGAAGCCUUGGCCGUCGGUCAGCACCAUGACGCAAUAACGGGUACCGCCAAGCAGGCCGUAGCCAAUGACUACGUAAAGCACAUUGCGAUUGGUCUCAAGGCGAGUGACAAAUACACGAACUACGCUUUCGAGAAACUCUUGGGCCUACACCCACAGUCGAAGGUCCCGGAACUCGUUCGCUGCCACACUUUGAAUAUUAGUGCCUGUGACGUCACGGAAACGUCCGAGCAGUUUUCCGUCGUAGUGUACAACCAACAAGCGGCGCCCUUCCACGUCCAUCUCAGAGUACCAGUAGUAGGCGACGGUUGGCGAGUCCUCGACAGCAAUCGCUCGGAGGUGCCUGCGGAGAUCACAAAAAUACCGGCGGGCGUGACAACCCUACCGGAAAGAUUCAGCAAAGCCGACAACGAAGUCGUCUUUAGGGCCGAUCUCGCGGCUCUGGGCUUCACGACGUACUUCAUCGAAUCUGACCACGCCUCGGUAAAGCCGCCCAGGAACGAGAUCGAAGAACUUCCGAGGGACGACACCACGGUGACUUGCUACGAUGCCGGCACCAAGGAAAUGGUCCUGCAAGGAAACAUUACAAGGGCGUACAUCGACUGCGAGACUGGACUUCUCAGCGCCAUCUGGUGGAAGGGGACGACUAUGCGUGUCAAUCAGUCCUUUUACUGGUAUCAUGGACAUCCGGGUAACAACACGCAGUUCAAGUACCGUGCUUCCGGUGCCUACAUCUUCCGGCCCGAGGAACAGGAACCAUUACCGGUGGCGGAUAAAGCCGAGCUGGUCCACAUUGAGAAAAACGGCACGAUCGUCCAGGAAGUCCACCAAAAGUUCUCCGACUGGCUGACGCAAGUGAUACGGGUGUACGAAGACUCGGACUUCGUCGAAUUCGUCUGGGUAGUUGGCUCCAUCCCGGUGGCCGAUGACAAAGGAAAAGAAAUCAUCACAAGGUUCGACACUGAGAUUAAGAAUGACGGCGUUUUUUACACAGAUUCCAAUGGAAGGGAAAUUCUUCAGCGACGCCUAAAUUACAGGCCGACGUGGAAGGUUAAUAUAAAGGAGCCAGUGGCUGGAAACUAUUACCCGGUCAACAGCAGGAUCUUCAUCAGGGACGACGCAAAGAAAGUUCAGUUCACAGUGCUCACCGAUCGCUCUCAGGGAGGCAGCAGUCUGCGAGAAGGCUCAGUAGAACUGAUGGUUCACCGGCGGCUGCUGUACGACGACGCGUUCGGCGUCGGCGAGCCGCUCAACGAGACGUACUACAAAGGCCGGGGUCUCGUGGUGCGCGGAACUCACCGGGUCACCCUGACGCCUUUCGCCCACGCAGCGGAAGUCCACCGACCGCUGGCAGUAGCGAUGUACUCGGCCCCCACCCUCUACUUUGCCCGCGUCGGUAGCAAAGACUACACGGCUGAGUGCAAAACCAACUGCUCGGCUCUUGCGAGGUCGCUGCCCCGCAACGUGCAACUGCUGACCCUCGAGCACUGGAACAAGGAGGACAAGGUGCUUCUGCGGCUGGAGCACAUCUUCGAAAAGAAAGACGACGCGGGUGAACUCUCGAAGCCGGCCAACUUCAGCUUACAGGCUGCUUUUGUGCGGACGAUUACCGACGUGACGGAGAUGAACCUGGCCGCCACAGAAACGAAAGACAAGACCACGCGUCUCCAAUUCGAGGCAGGGGACAACCACGAAGCUCAACGCAGCGUGUCAGGCGACGACGACGGAUCACUGGUCGUGUAUGGCCCAGAAUACUACGUGUACCUGACGCCGAUGCAGAUCAGGACCUUCUUGGUGACUUUCUCUUCGGGCGAGAAACAUAUGGUGUGUUCCACCGACUAAAAGCGGGAAGAGUGGCCAACACACAGACGCAUACGAAGCUUUCGUUGCGCGUCAUGUCUACUUGUUGACGCACGACUCGCCUGUAUUUGAACAAUAAAGUUGCUAUAAACACGAAACUCUUCCCAGGCUUGUGCUGGGAACUACUUUUA
Messenger RNA from Dermacentor andersoni, 3451 nucleotides. Its product is annotated as lysosomal alpha-mannosidase-like. Gene Ontology annotation, molecular function: alpha-mannosidase activity; carbohydrate binding. Gene Ontology annotation, biological process: mannose metabolic process. Lineage: Eukaryota; Metazoa; Arthropoda; Arachnida; Ixodida; Ixodidae. Gene Ontology annotation, cellular component: lysosome. The record is from RefSeq and is a predicted model, not a curated record.